Molecule: messenger RNA, 960 nt
Organism: Didymosphaeria variabile
Lineage: Eukaryota; Fungi; Ascomycota; Dothideomycetes; Pleosporales; Didymosphaeriaceae
Exons: 4
Coding region: 1-960 (319 amino acids)
Cellular component (GO): cytosol
Source: RefSeq, a predicted model, not a curated record
AUGUCCCCAAAGCUUAUAUUUGGCACUGGAGGCCUCGGCAUGGCCGGGUCCGGCUCUUUCCAGGACGUGGAUUCUGUGCGCCCGCUUAUGUCUACGUUGAAAGAACUUGGGAUAACGCAUCUCGAUACUGCUGCUCGGUACCCGCCACCAAGCCCUGGUUUGGCAGAGCAGCUAGUUGGGUCAACAGCUGAGGGAUUCGUUGUCGAUACGAAAGUUCUUACCGAUACGAGCACAGAUGGAAGUGGUGAUUUGGAGAAAGAAACGAUGGAGGAAAGUGUCAAUGCAAGCUUGGGGAGGCUGAAAAGAGAAAGCGUCAACAUUCUAUAUUCACAUCGUGCAGAUCCGGCUACACCUCUCGUAGAUCAAGUCAGGAACUUCAACGAGCAAAUACAACAAGGACAUUGCAAACAUUGGGGCGUAUCAAACACCCCGCCUGCCGUACUCGAAGAGAUGCUCAAGAUUUGCGACAAGAACGGAUGGCAGAAACCACGCUACUAUCAGGGGAGUUACAGCCUGAUAACAAGAGGUAUGGAAACGAAGCUCUUCCCCAUGCUACGAUCUGCAGGCAUGCACUUCAACGGUUAUCAACCUCUCGCGGCCGGCUUCUUGACAGGAAAGUUCGUAAACAACGAUUAUACAGGGACGCGCUUCGACACAAGUUCGCCAGUCGGGAGUGUAAUGCAAAAGAUGUUUUCUGGAGACCAACUAAUGGUCGCUAUGAAGAAGUUCGAUGCUGCCGUCCAAGCCGAAGGGCUGACUUCGCCAGAGGUAGCCAUACGUUGGCUGAUACAUCAUUCUGUGCUUGGCGAUGAUGAUGGUAUUAUCUUGGGUGCCAGCCGAAUUGAACAGGUCCAUGAUACCGUUGCUUUAACUAGAAAGGGGCCUCUGGAAGGCAAUGUGUUGGCAUUAGCAGAAGAGCUUUGGCAGGAUGUGAAGAGUUUAAGAAGCGAGAUCCUCUAA